Messenger RNA from Ochotona curzoniae (black-lipped pika), 1932 nucleotides. RefSeq names its product S-antigen visual arrestin (gene SAG). Gene Ontology annotation, molecular function: G protein-coupled receptor binding. Gene Ontology annotation, biological process: G protein-coupled receptor internalization; signal transduction. Gene Ontology annotation, cellular component: photoreceptor inner segment; photoreceptor outer segment. The transcript has 15 exons. The record is from RefSeq and is a predicted model, not a curated record. Bases 622 to 1821 code for a protein of 399 amino acids. Lineage: Eukaryota; Metazoa; Chordata; Mammalia; Lagomorpha; Ochotonidae.
UGAGCAUUCUCACAGUCUGUCAGAUUCUCUCCUUCUCUGCAUGUCUCCGCAAGGUUUUUGUUGUUAAGGAAACUCCAGGAGCAUUUCAGUUUAGACCACAAAGCUAGCCUCUUGUCUGUGUAUGGAAUUGGGGGCUGGUGGAAGAGACAGAAGGCAAGGAUAUGAAUAGGACGUUGGAAUUUUAAUAUGGUCUUGAAAACUGUAUUUGAAAAGUGAGUGUGUUGUGAUUUUCGCAAACUUUUUUUUCUGUUUGUUUGCCAGAAGACACAGUCAUGAUAGAGUUCUAGAUUUAACCUGGCUAAGUAUGACAACCAAGGUUAUAUCAGAAAGUAUAGUCUUCUUGUUAGAAUCUAGUAGGACUUCUGGGAGGACUUUGAUGAGAAAUGUUGAAUGCUUACCAAGAAAGAUGACACACACCUAGGAGGGGGAAGGGAGGAGAGUGUACAGACCUCAGUGAAUAUAAACCAAAGACCUUAUUCAGUCCACCAUGUGUGUUGAAGUAGCUGGAAGUAGCUGGUGGAUGUAUAGUAUUCUUGACUUUGUAUUUUGGACAGUUUCCCUUCUGCCCAGGCCCCUACCACCUACAGCCUACAGUGGAGGAAGCCACCAGGAACAGAAAACAUGGCAGCCAGCAAGUCCAGUAAGUCCAAUGUUAUCUUCAAGAAGAUCUCCCGGGACAAAUCGGUGACCAUCUACCUUGGGAAGAGAGACUACGUAGACCACAUCAGCAAAGUGGAGCCCGUGGAUGGUGUUGUGCUGAUUGAUCCUGAGCUUGUGAAAGGAAAGAAAGUGUUCGUCUCCCUGACCUGCGCCUUCCGCUAUGGCCAGGAAGACAUUGACGUCAUCGGCCUGACCUUCCGCAGGGACCUGUACUUCUCCCGUGUCCAGGUGUACCCUCCCGUGGGCACCACGAGCGCCCCCACCAAACUGCAGGAGAGCCUGCUCAAGAAGCUGGGGGCCAACACAUACCCAUUCUUGCUCACGUUUCCUGACUACCUGCCGUGUUCAGUGAUGCUGCAGCCAGCUCCCCAAGAUGUGGGUAAGAGCUGCGGGGUGGACUUUGAGGUCAAAGCAUUCGCCACCGACAGCAUGGACAGUGAAGACGACAAGGUCCCCAAGAAGAGCUCUGUGCGCCUCCUGAUCCGCAAGGUGCAGCACGCUCCAGUGGAAAUGGGCCCCCAGCCCCGCAACGAGGCAUCCUGGCAGUUCUUCAUGUCGGACAAGCCCCUGCACCUCUCCGUGUCCCUCAGCAAAGAGGUUUAUUUCCACGGGGAACCCAUCCCUGUGACUGUGACUGUGACCAAUCACACGGAGAAAACGGUGAAGAAGAUCAAAGUAAUAGUGGAACAAGUGGCCAAUGUGGUGCUCUACUCGAGUGAUUAUUAUGUCAAGCCCGUGGCCAUGGAGGAAACGCAAGAAAAAGUGCUGCCAAACAAUGCGCUGACCAAGACACUGACGCUGGUGCCCUUGCUGGCCAACAAUCGCGAGCGAAGAGGCCUGGCCCUGGACGGGAAGAUUAAGCAUGAGGACACGAACCUCGCCUCCAGCACCAUCAUUAAGGAGGGCAUAGACCGGACCGUCCUGGGCAUCCUGGUGUCCUACCACAUCAAGGUGAAGCUCACAGUGUCAGGGUUACUGGGAGACCUCACCUCCAGUGAAGUGGCCACAGAGCUGCCAUUCCGCCUCAUGCACCCUCAGCCAGACCCAGCCAAGGAAAGUUUUCAAGAUGAAAAUCUGGUCUUUGAGGAGUUUGCUCGUCAGAAUCUGAAAGACACAGAAGCCGAGGAAGGAAAGAAGGAUGAGGCCGGCAACGAUGAGUGAGAGCAGCGGCUCCAGACGCCCUGCAGGACCCCUGUAGUCCUCCCCACUACCCUGAGCCCGUAGAGGUAUUCCUGCUAAAUGCCAGGGCAGGACACUUUCCCACCCCAGAAA